Molecule: messenger RNA, 4912 nt
Organism: Polypterus senegalus (gray bichir)
Lineage: Eukaryota; Metazoa; Chordata; Cladistia; Polypteriformes; Polypteridae
Gene: ttbk1a
Product: tau tubulin kinase 1a
Exons: 16
Coding region: 329-4264 (1311 amino acids)
Biological process (GO): peptidyl-serine phosphorylation; signal transduction; peptidyl-tyrosine phosphorylation
Cellular component (GO): nucleus; cytoplasm
Molecular function (GO): ATP binding; protein serine/threonine kinase activity
Source: RefSeq, a predicted model, not a curated record
GUGAGAAGGGUGGAGGAUGGUGCAACAGCAAAUGAGCAAAAAACCCGCAAUGACCCUGCAAGCCGAAUAAUGCACUUCAGCGAUGCUUCCAACACAGCGAUCUUAGCCCGGCGGCAGAAAAACAGGCUGCUUGGAUAUCACUUAUGGAUGACACAAAUUCUUGAUGGGGCUGAAGUGAGCAAGUUGACUGGGACGCUCAAAAACAUUCACCUUUGGAUUCCAGAGCCACGCCAAUGUAGCUUUAUCUCUGUGCAUUCGGUUAUUGUUCUGUUUAAAGAUAAAUGGCUCAUUUAAGUUGGGAGCUGCCCGAGUUUUCACUGGCUGGCAGAUGCAGUGCCUAGCACCCGCUAUCCAGGACGAAGCAAACAUGAAUGGGGCUGGGGAGCAGGCGGACAUUCUGCCGGCUAAUUGCAUGGUUAAGGACCGCUGGAAAGUGCUGAAGAAAAUAGGAGGAGGAGGUUUUGGAGAGAUCUAUGAAGCCUUGGAUUUGCUAACAAGGGAGAAUGUGGCACUGAAGGUGGAGUCGGCCCAGCAACCAAAACAGGUUCUCAAGAUGGAAGUAGCUGUCCUUAAGAAAUUGCAAGGAAAAGACCAUGUUUGCAGGUUCAUAGGUUGUGGAAGGAAUGAAAAGUUUAAUUAUGUGGUCAUGCAACUUCAGGGAAGAAACCUUGCAGACCUUAGACGUAGCCAGCCUCGUGGGACCUUCACAAUGAGCACAACUCUCCGAUUAGGAAAGCAGAUUUUAGAAUCAAUAGAAGCCAUUCAUUCUGUUGGAUUUCUUCACCGGGAUAUUAAGCCUUCUAAUUUUGCUAUGGGUCGACUACCUUCUACAUACAGGAAGUGCUAUAUGUUAGAUUUUGGCCUUGCACGACAGUAUACCAACACCACGGGAGAAGUUAGGCCUCCUAGAAAUGUUGCUGGAUUCAGAGGAACUGUACGCUAUGCUUCAGUAAAUGCACAUAAAAACAAAGAAAUGGGCCGCCAUGAUGACCUGUGGUCCUUAUUUUACAUGUUAGUAGAAUUUGCAGUUGGACAAUUACCAUGGCGAAAAAUUAAAGACAAGGAGCAAGUGGGUCAAAUCAAGGAGAGAUAUGAUCAUAGAAUGCUGCUAAAACACAUGCCUUCUGAAUUUCAUAUCUUUUUAGAUCAUGUAUCAAGCCUUGAUUAUUUUACUAAACCAGACUAUCAGCUUUUAAUGUCGGUGUUUGAAAACAGCAUGAAGGAGAGAAUUAUAACAGAAAAUGAACCAUUUGAUUGGGAGAAGGGAGGUACUGAUGCAUUAUUAUCAACUACCACCUCAACCCCACCACAGCACAAUACAAGGCAAACGGCUGCCAUGGUUGGGAUUGUCAACGUCACUCCUGUACCCGGAGAUUUACAGAGGGAAAACACGGAUGAUGUCUUGCAAGAUGAACACCUCAGUGACCAAGAAAAUGCUCCUCCAAUUCUGCCUGGAAGACAAAUAGAGGGUCAGCUGCCAAAUGAAGGGGAGGUGUGGGAGGACACAGAUUUCAAUCGUAACAAACUCAGGAUCAGCAUCAGCAAGACACCAUGUCAGUUAGAAGAAGAUCCCAACAGAGGUGUCUGUCCAGUUUCACCUGUCAAAGUUCCUCCAGAAUCCCCUAGUAUUCAAGUCCGGUCUCUCCGUUACAGAAGAGUCAACAGUCCAGAAUCAGAGAGGUUGUCGGUGGCAGAAGGAAGGGUGGAGGUACUUGACAAAAGGUCUAGGAUGGAUGUAAUAGGUUCUCCUUCCAGACAGGUGUACUCUUCCCAGCUUGCACAGAUGUUGUCCGUCGAUACUGGGCAGGGAGAUCGACAAGUCAGUGGGAGGAUAGAAGUUUCUGCCUCAGUGGAGCAUGAAGCGCUCAGCAAUGCUUUUAAAUCAGUUCCCCUGGCUGAGGAAGAAGACUUUGAUAGCAAGGAAUGGGUUAUCAUUGACAAAGAAACAGAACUUAAAGAUUUUCAGCCAGGUGCGGAACCAAGCACUUCUGGGACAACUGAUGAGGAACCAGAAGAGCUUCGCCCAAUUGAGGAAAUUGAGGAGAGAAGACGACUGGGUGCAGCAGAAGCUGUGGUACGACCGAAAACGCAAGAAGGGAGGUCAAGAGGCAUGCUUACUGUGGCUGAAGAAGACGUUUCUCAUAAAAGUGGAGGCCGUGGUCACUCUACAUCUGAAAGCAAACAGGAAAUGUUGAUGCAAAGCCCAGCACAGUCCCCAUGCCACUCAUUACCUUCUACUCGGCCAAAAAGGAGGGAAUCUGAGCCUUCAGGUCCACAUAGACAGAUACUGUCGCCCAAACCCUUUGAGCAUAAUGGCCUGCCAUUGAUGGUGCCUUCAUGUCUGCCUUAUCAGGAUUUUAAAGCAAGGGACCAGGCUUCCGAAAUACCAAGAGAGCACAAUGUACAUCCUCCGCGAACUAAAAAGGUGGAUUUCCUAACGGUGGUUUUGACUGGCCAUUUGCCACAUCGCCGUGAGAUGCCAGCCGGAGAAAAACAAGAAGAGAAUCAGGAUGUGCUUCUUGAAGAAUUGGCUCCACGUAGCGAGUCGAGCAGUGAGCUCAGUCAGAAAAGUACCGAGCGUAGUCAGGAUGGGGCACCGUCCACCCUUCUGGCCGAUGAUCAGAAAGAAUCGAAGGGCAGAGCCUCCACUGUAGAAGGGGAUAUGGAGAUGGAAGAAGGUUCCAAAACACUUGUUUUGUUUUCUCCUGGAGAUGUAAGAAAAUCAUUAGGUGCUGGAGACUUGGCCCCAGAUGUAGAUUUAGGAACAAUGGCUGCCAUCACCCCUCAGAAUGAGAGGCCACAGCCUAUGGGAAGCCAAUUAGAUGUUUCAGAGCCAGGAACUUUAUCAUCUGUGCUAAAAUCUGAACCAAAACCUCUGAUCCCAGCUAGCACUACAUCCUCUCCCUUCACCAAAGUUGAGCGUACAUUUGUCCAUAUUGCUGAAAAGUCACACUUGAACAUCAUGUCUUCCAGUGGCCAGCAGCUAAGGCAGGAUGAGUAUGGCUUCUUUGGAGUGGUUGAUGAGCCUUUGGUAGAGGAAGAGUACCCGGAGCAGGAAAUAAUUAAAGAGAAUGGAGAUUUAAGCUCUACUGAAAAGGAGGGAGAAGCCGGCAGUUCAGUAUGUGCUGUCAUUCCUUCGGAAGACCACAAAAUUCUAAAUGGCCUGGAUGUGUCAAUAGAAAUAGAACCUGAGAAUAAAUUAGAUAGUGUGCCUAAUUUAGUCCUUACAGAUGGAGAACCAGAAGUCCAGAAAGAUUUGGCUUCACCACCAGAAGAACCUCUAGUAGGAGAUGCUAAUGCUGAAUCUGUGUUAGAAGGUCCCAGUACACCUGCUAAGAUGACUGUGCCAAAUAAGCCGCUAAGAUCCAAGCAUCGGAGCCGUAUACCUAUCUUGCUCUCUGAAGAUGACACCGGCUCAGAGCAUUCAGCUUCUUUCUCUUCCAAAGAAUGGCUCUACAAACGGGCAAAAAAGCCAGAUCUGGUUCGUCUAAUCAUGGAAAAACGGCAAGGACGUUUAAGAAUGGCUUCAGCUGCUUCAUCGUCGGCAUCUUCUGGAGACGAUCAGAGGAGAGCUUCAGAAACAUUAUCAACCACUGGCUCAGAGGAAGAUACUCAUGAUUCAGAUGAUUCGCUUACCAAAAAGAUACACAAGCAGAACACAGAACAUGAAACCCUGGGCUGGAAAAGUAGAAUUCCUAGACCAGUAACACCAGUAAAUAGGUUUUCAACACACUUAGCGCCUAGAAGGUCUUCUCAAACCCUGCAAACAGCACUUACUACACAGAAAUCAGAACCUCAAGGAACACUUAGGCUGCAAGCGCAUAAAACAGGAAACGCAAGCGUGAAUGUCCAUUAUGAGCAGAGGUCAAAGCAGAUGCCGUCACAGGUCCAGAUGUCACCAAGCCCGGCUACUUUCCAAGGUAGCCCUAGGAUACCCCUGCGUAUGACACCCCGAAGUUCCAUGUUACCCCCUCCGCGAAGCCUCAGUGCAUCUCCAAGAAGCUAUUCCACCUCCCGAACGGACAGUCCCUCUCCAUCACGACAGCGAAGGCAACCAGUGAGCACUGAAAUUAAGAGGCAGUUUAUUUCUUUCAGAGCUAACACUGCCCUUCCUCUUAGGCCAAAAGCUCAGGCAACUGGGACUGCAGAGGACUCGGCAUUGCUACCUGCUGGAAAGUCUGCAAGAAAGGUGAGGUCACAACUGCAAGUUCAGCCAACCAAAGGAAGAAAAGAAGUAUUUGAAAGCAAGGUUGCUGCCAGAUAAUGAUCUUACUGCCAUCAGCCAGUGCUACAUGGUAAUUCAUGCUUCUAAUCUACUCAAAAAUCUCACACCACCGUAUGUAUUGAGUCAGACCAAAUAAACAUUAGUGGUUUGCAAAGGUUAGUGCUUCUGCUGCUUACUUUGACAGUUAUUUUUGAAGUACAUCCACAGGAAUAACAUGUAUAUAUGCAUAAGGUAUUUCUAUAAAGUGCUUAAGUAUAAUCAGAAAAUGUAAGGGUACGUUUAUUACAUAUCCUUUAAAUUUAUAAGCAUUCUGAAGAGUUCUAAACUGAUAUUACAAUAUUUGAUCUUGAGAAGGUUUUUCUCAGUAAUUAAAUUAUAUACACCUAAUUUGACAUCAUUCUGCUCUUAGCUCAUUUUACUGUUGAACUCCAUGAAGUCAUUCGCAGUACAAAUCAGUGGCACUUUUUUUUUGCCUUUAGAACCAGCCAAGAAGAACAUGUGCCAAUUAAUCGCACUUAAAUUUUCAAAUGUGAGUGAAAACCGUAAAAUUAUAAAAAGAAAUCAAGUUACUAUGAAUUCAGUGGUAAAAGAUAAUAAUAACCUGCUACUCUGAAUUACAAGAAACCGAUUUUACUAUUUGGAUGACUUGUUUGUUGUUUACCAUUGGAUAAGUGAGUAAUUUGUAAA